AUGGCGGAUGUAAAAUCUACCGACCAAGUCCCUCAGCUUGGUUUCUGGGAGAAGGUGGAUCUACCCUUGGGCCAGGCAACUGUGCUGGUUCAUUCGCUUUUUGCAGCUAUCACGGGUCUUUUCCGGGGCCAAGGUAGUCCGAAGGUAUUCAGUCACCAUGUCACUGCUGCGGCGAUCCGGACAAUGGUCGAUCGGCUGUCAGUUCGUCAAGCACAAUACAUGAGCCCGACCACGCCGCAGUCAUAUCAUGCUGUGGUGAAGCGAAGGGGUUUGCAGCCGGAAGUUGUGAAACUUCCCCAUGAUACUGAAGGCUACUGGAUGGGAAAGAAGAGUGCGAAGAAUGUCAUUAUAUACUAUCAUGGUGAGCCGGAAACCCUCCCAUCACCCCCCAGACCCACUGAGGUCUACUCCAUCAAGAUACAAUCGUCUAUCUCUGCUCGUGGUGGCUUUGCGAUGGCGGCGACAGCCGCGCACUUUGAUUUCUGGAUUGACCUCAUUCAGGUGCUGAAUGACCAAGGACAUGAUAUUGCCGUCUUCUUUCCCCGAUACACGCUUGCGCCGCAGGCGACCUACCCUACGCAACUACGUCAGGCAGUCGGUGCUCUGCGAUACAUCCUGGGCGAUGAAGGACGGGACCCGUCGACCGUGAUUGUCGGGGGUGAUUCAGCAGGGGGUAAUCUCGCGAUGGCUCUACUGCUUCACUUAUCGCAUCCUCAUCCAGAGAUCGAUCAGAUCAAUCUCUCGGCCUCUUUGGCAGGAGUGUUUGCCUUUGCGCCCUGGGUCAACUUUGACCAAGACUGGCCUUCGUACAAGACCAAUGCUUACAAGGACAUCAUCACUGGGAAAGCACUGUCGGAAUGGUCCAAUGCCUAUCUUGAUGGCAAGCCAGGCGACAACUGGAGCGAGCCCAGCCGUGCCCCGGCAGAAUGGUGGAAAGAUGCAAAGACGGAGCGAAUCCUCCUUCUCGCGGGCAGCGAUGAGAUUCUGCUUGGGCCGAUUGAAGAUUUUGCGAAGAAACUCAAGUCGGUGUUCCCGCAUACUACUUUUGUCGUCGGAGAUGAUGAGAGUCAUGAUGCGCACCUCUAUGUUGCCUCCGGAUCCAAGGAGGGAACUCAGACUAGUCGGGAGCUUCGUCGGUGGGUUGCAGCCCGCUUGUGA
Molecule: messenger RNA, 1158 nt
Organism: Penicillium diatomitis
Lineage: Eukaryota; Fungi; Ascomycota; Eurotiomycetes; Eurotiales; Aspergillaceae
Product: putative 6-hexanolactone hydrolase
Exons: 4
Coding region: 1-1158 (385 amino acids)
Molecular function (GO): hydrolase activity
Source: RefSeq, a predicted model, not a curated record